CAGGACUGGCAUUCUCCCAAGUGAGGCUCUGGGCUGUCUGCAGGUAAUGAUUAGCUGUGCCAUCUCCGAAAGUUCCAGGACUCUGGAGCUGUCUGCACGGCUAGCUGUGUCAUCCCAGGCUCAAGGGACUCGAGCUGUCUGCACAGGAAAAGGGUGGACCAAGGAGCCCCAGAGAGACUUCCUGAAACCACCUGGCAGGUCUGACCAUGCAGUGGCUGCGGAAACUCCAGGGGCUUCGCAUCCUCUGGGGGCCUCCAGUGUCCGGUCGUGCUGUCCACGUGCAUACCAGGCACCUGGCAUCUCUGCAGUGGGGCCACCAGGAAGUCCCUGCCAAGUUUAACUUCGCCAGUGAUGUGCUGGAUCACUGGGCCGGCAUGGAGACGGCUGGCAAGCGGUCCCCAGGCCCAGCCCUCUGGUGGGUGAGCGGCGAUGGGGACGAAGUGAGGUGGAACUUCAGUCAACUAAGUGAGCUCAGCCAGCAGGCGGCCAAUGUCCUCUCGGGGGCGUGCAGCCUCCAGCGUGGGGACCGCGUGGCGGUGGUGCUGCCCCGAGUGCCCGAGUGGUGGCUGGUGACCCUGGGCUGCAUGCGAGCAGGUCUCGUCUUCAUCCCCGGGACUAUUCAGAUGAGAGCCAAAGACAUUGUCUAUAGGCUGCAGGUGUCUAAGGCCAAGGCCAUCGUGGCUGGGGACGAAGUGGCCCAGGAAGUGGACACCGUGGCUCCUGACUGCCCUGCUCUGCAAACAAAGCUACUCGUGUCUGAUAAAAGUCGGGAUGGGUGGCUGGACUUCAAGACGCUACUACGAGGGGCAUCUACCACACAUCACUGUGUGGACACGGGAAGCCAGGAAGCGGCUGCCAUCUACUUCACCAGUGGGAGCACCGGCUUCCCCAAGAUGGCGGAACACUCCCACGCAAGCCUGGGCAUGAAGGCCAAGCUGGACUCGGGCACAUGGAUGGAGCUGCAAACCUCAGAUUUAGUAUGGCCCAUCUCAGACACCGGUUGGAUAGUCAACAUCUUGUGCUCACUGCUGGAACCCUGGACGGCGGGAGCGUGCACAUUUAUCCAUCUCUUGCCAAAGUUCGACCCGCUCGUCAUUCUUAAGGUGCUGUCCAGCUACCCAAUCGACACCUUGGUAGGAGCACCCCUGGUUUACCGAGUGUUGCUACAACAGGACCUUUCCAGUUACAAGUUCCCACGUCUACGGAACUGCUUCACUGGAGGGGAGGCCCUUCUCCCAGACACUCUGGAGAACUGGAGAGCCCAGACAGGACUGGACAUCCGGGAGUUCUAUGGCCAGACGGAAACGGGACUCACCUGCAGGGUUUCCAAGACCAUGAAAGUGAAACCUGGCUACCUGGGCACUGCGAUUCCCCAGUAUGACGUGCAGGUCAUAGAUGACAAAGGCGAGGUCCUGCCCCCCGGUGCAGUAGGAGAGCUGGGCAUCAGGGUCAAGCCCCUCAGGCCCACAGGCAUCUUCUCUGGCUACGUGGACAAUAUUGAGAAGACAGCCGCCAACAUUCGAGGGGAUUUUUGGGUCACAGGAGACCAGGCAGUCAAGGACCAAGAUGGAUAUUUCCAGUUCAUGGGGCGGGCCGAUGAUAUCAUUAACUCCAGUGGGUACCGGAUUGGACCCUUGGAGGUAGAGAAUGCACUGAUGGGGCACCCUGCUGUGGUGGAGACAGCUGUUAUCAGCAGCCCGGACCCCAUCCGAGGAGAGGUGGUGAAGGCAUUUGUGGUCCUGGCGCCCCAGUUCGUGUCCCAGGAUCUGGAGCAGCUCACCAAGGAGCUGCAGCAGCACGUGAAGUCAGAGACGGCCCCGUACAAGUACCCGAGGAAGAUAGAGUUCGUCUCCAACCUGCCCAAAACCGUCACAGGCAAAAUCCAGCGGACGGAGCUUCGAAACAAGGAGUGGAAGAGGUCUGGGCCAGCCGGGGCCCAGUGAGGCCGCAGGGCGCUUUCCCUUGGGUCCUGCCCUUCCUCUCUGCCCGUUUCCCUUUGGGUCAUAGGGGGAUACGAGGUUCCUUGUGAUAAGACGUCUGAUUGUCUUGUCUUUCUCUGGUUACUAGCUCACAACCUUACCACGUUAGAUGUUGAAAGAAGGGCGGGAGGGGAUGAGAAAGAGGUUAGGAGAGGGGAACAGACAAAAAGGAAAAAAAAUGAGAGAAAGAUUAAAACAGCAAGAGAAAGCAAUUGAGAAAGA
Messenger RNA from Hipposideros armiger (great roundleaf bat), 2201 nucleotides. RefSeq names its product acyl-CoA synthetase medium chain family member 2B. Gene Ontology annotation, cellular component: mitochondrial matrix. Bases 207 to 1943 code for a protein of 578 amino acids. Lineage: Eukaryota; Metazoa; Chordata; Mammalia; Chiroptera; Hipposideridae. The record is from RefSeq and is a predicted model, not a curated record. Gene Ontology annotation, molecular function: fatty acid ligase activity; fatty-acyl-CoA synthase activity. Gene Ontology annotation, biological process: acyl-CoA metabolic process; fatty acid biosynthetic process. The transcript is spliced from 14 exons.